AUGUCCCAACCUCCAGGAUAUGCAGAUCCCAGAUAUCCGAAUUAUAUCUGCAAACUACGUAAAGCACUUUAUGGCCUCAAACAAGCUCCUCGAGCUUGGAAUGUCACUCUCAAAUCUGCCUUGCUUUCCUGGGGCUUCACCAACAGUAGAUCAGACACAUCCUUGUUCAUAUAUCACCAAGGUCCAUCCAUCAUCCUCCUGCUGGUUUAUGUCGAUGAUGUCAUUGUCACUGGAAAUAAUGUUGCUUUAAUAGACAGUCUUGUUGCCACAUUGGAUAAAACGUUUGCGUUGAAAGAUCUUGGCUUGCUAAGUUAUUUUCUCGGCAUCCAGGUCACUCAUCUCCCUUCCGAAGUUCUUUUAACUCAGGAAAAAUACAUAGAUGACGUGUUGCGUAGCCUGGAUAUGGAGGGUUUAAAGCCAGCUCCCUCCCCCACUGUAUUGGGCAAAUACUUGUCAAUUUCUGAUGGAGAACCCAUGAGUGAUCCAUUUUUGUACAGGAGCACUAUUGGCGCCCUUCAAUAUCUCACCAACACUCGGCCAGACAUCGCGUAUAUCGUUAAUCACCUGAGUCAAUUUCUCAAACAGCCCACCGACAUACAUUGGCAAGCUGUGAAGCGGGUGUUACGCUACUUAAGUGGUACAAAAGACAUGGGCCUCCACAUCCAACCAAAUGACACGGUCUCUCUCACAGCUUAUUCUGAUGUAGACUGGACAUCAAACAUUGAUGAUCGCAAAUCAAUUGCUGCUUAUUGUGUUUUCUUUGGAAACACUCUUGUCACGUGGUCGUCAAAGAAACAAACGACUGUUGCUCGCUCCAGCACUGAGUCCGAAUAUCGUGCUCUUGCUCAUGCUUCCGCUGAAAUUAUAUGA
Molecule: messenger RNA, 870 nt
Organism: Momordica charantia (bitter melon)
Lineage: Eukaryota; Viridiplantae; Streptophyta; Magnoliopsida; Cucurbitales; Cucurbitaceae
Source: RefSeq, a predicted model, not a curated record